UUUUGAAGAAGUACAUGGACAACAGUCACCAGACAAAAGCUGUUUCCUGUAAGCAGGAGGGUCUUCCCUGUAUUGCGCCCCUAAUAGCCACGGUGGAGGAGACUCCACAGACCAUCUCCGCCCAAGUCCGAGGACAUUUCCCCAAGUGGCUCAAUGGCUCUCUACUUCGAAUUGGACCUGGGAAGUUUGAGUUUGGGAAGGACAAGUACAAUCACUGGUUUGAUGGAAUGGCGUUGCUUCACCAGUUUAGGAUGGAGAAGGGCACCAUCACAUAUAGGAGCAAGUUUCUACAGAGUGAUACAUACAAGGCCAACAGUGCUCAGAAUCGAAUUGUGAUCUCAGAAUUUGGCACACUGGCUCUCCCUGAUCCAUGCAGGAAUGUUUUUGAACGUUUCAUGUCCAAGUUUGAGCUACCUGCAAUAACUGACAACACCAGUGUCAACUAUGUGCGGUACAAGGGUGAUUACUACCUGAGCACUGAGACCAACUUUAUGAAUAAAGUGGACAUUGAAACCCUGGAAAAAACAGAAAAGGUAGACUGGAGCAAAUUCAUUGCUGUGAAUGGAGCAACUGCACAUCCUCAUUAUGACCCAGACGGAACUGCAUACAACAUGGGGAACUCCUAUGGGCCACAUGGUUCUUGCUAUAAUAUUAUUCGGAUUCCUCCAGAAAAGGGGAAUCUUGGGGAUACAAUCCAUGGAGCCCAAGUGAUAUGUUCGAUUGCUUCUGCACAGAGUUUUAAACCUUCUUAUUACCAUAGUUUCGGAAUGACGAAGAACUACAUAAUCUUCAUUGAACAACCUUUAAAAAUUAAUCUGUGGAAAAUAGUCACUUCUAAAAUUCGGGGAAAGGCCUUCUCAGAUGGAAUAAGCUGGGAGCCCCAGUAUAACACACGGUUUCAUGUGGUGAAUAAGCACACUGGACAGCUUCUUCCAGGGAUGUACUACAGUAAGCCUUUUGUUACUUUUCAUCAAAUCAAUGCUUUUGAGGACCAGGACUGUGUUGUAAUUGAUUUGUGCUGUCAAGAUAAUGGAAGAAACCUAGAAGUUUACCAACUACAGAAUCUUAGGAAAGCUGGGGAAGGGCUUGAUCAGGUCUACAAUUCAGUAGCCACAUCUUUCCCUCGAAGGUUUGUUUUGCCCUUACGUGUCAGUUUGAACGCCCCUGAGGGAGAGAACCUCAGCCCGUUGUCCUACUCCUCGGCCAGUGCUGUGAAACAGGCUGAUGGCAAGAUUUGGUGCUCUUAUGAAAAUCUACACCCUGAGAACUUAGAACAGGAAGGAGGUGUUGAAUUUCCCCAGAUCAACUAUGGCCAAUUCUGUGGCAAAAAAUAUCGUUUCUUCUAUGGCUGUGGCUUUCGGCAUUUGGUAGGGGAUUCUCUGAUCAAGGUUGAUGUGGUGAACAAGACACUAAAGGUUUGGAGAGAAGAUGACUUUUAUCCUUCAGAACCUGUUUUUGUUCCAGUACCAGGGACCAGUGAAGAAGAUGGUGGGGUUAUUCUUUCUGUGGUGAUCACCCCCAAUCAGAAUAAAAGCAACUUUCUCCUAGUCUUGGAUGCCAAGAACUUUGAAGAACUGGGCCGAGCAGAGGUGCCUGUGCAAAUGCCUUAUGGGUUUCAUGGCACCUUCAUAGCCACCUGAUGGAAGAACCACGAGGUCUGGGGACCAGGUUUAAAAUGAAUGUGCUCUGUACAAAAGAGGACCGAAAAGGGCACCUUACUUUCCAAACCAUAGACAUCUGGUUUCUAAAUUUCUAUUAAAAAAAAAAGAA
Messenger RNA from Myotis brandtii (Brandt's bat), 1770 nucleotides. It is a transcript of the gene BCO2, whose product is annotated as beta-carotene oxygenase 2. Lineage: Eukaryota; Metazoa; Chordata; Mammalia; Chiroptera; Vespertilionidae. The record is from RefSeq and is a predicted model, not a curated record. The coding region runs from base 15 to 1640 and encodes 541 amino acids. Gene Ontology annotation, biological process: retinal metabolic process; carotene catabolic process. Gene Ontology annotation, cellular component: mitochondrion. The transcript is spliced from 11 exons. Gene Ontology annotation, molecular function: carotenoid dioxygenase activity; beta-carotene 15,15'-dioxygenase activity.